Messenger RNA from Bombina bombina (fire-bellied toad), 570 nucleotides. RefSeq names its product probable cation-transporting ATPase 13A5. The transcript is spliced from 6 exons. NCBI's taxonomy places the organism in Eukaryota, Metazoa, Chordata, Amphibia, Anura, Bombinatoridae. Bases 1 to 570 code for a protein of 189 amino acids. Gene Ontology annotation, cellular component: late endosome membrane. Gene Ontology annotation, biological process: polyamine transmembrane transport; intracellular calcium ion homeostasis. The record is from RefSeq and is a predicted model, not a curated record. Gene Ontology annotation, molecular function: P-type transmembrane transporter activity; polyamine transmembrane transporter activity.
AUGGGAUCCUUUGGUCAGGUGGGUUGCCAAGUGUACAGCCACAUCUGCAAGAUAGGUCCUCCUGGUGACAAUGUUCAAACAGCUUGUACAGUUGGUAAAGCAUCUGGCAUGGUUCCCGAUGGUAGUAAAUUAAUUCUGAUAGACGCCAAUGACCCUGAAGAAAAUUUUCCUGCAUCAAUAAAUUGGCAAACAAUGGAAGAAAAUGGACACAAGUCAAAUGAAUCACAUGUUGCUAUUCCUGGGCUACAUGGUGAGACAAGCAAUUUCCAUUUUGCUAUGACUGGAAAAUCUUAUCAAGUCAUUGUGCGUCAUUUUUACCAUUUGCUACCAAAGAUACUUCUUAAUGGAACUAUUUUUGCUAGAAUGAGCCCAGGACAAAAAUCAAAUCUUAUUGAAGAAUUUCAAAAAAUAGAUUAUUAUGCUGGCAUGUGUGGAGAUGGAGCCAAUGACUGUGGUGCUCUGAAAGUGGCACAUGCAGGUAUUUCUUUGUCUGAAUUAGAGGCAUCUGUGGCUUCUCCUUUUACAUCCAAAACUACCAACAUUGAAUGUGUGCCAAAGCUAAUCAAGUGA